This is a messenger RNA of Varanus komodoensis (Komodo dragon), 957 nucleotides long. RefSeq names its product retinol dehydrogenase 8-like. Gene Ontology annotation, cellular component: cytoplasm. Gene Ontology annotation, biological process: estrogen biosynthetic process. The record is from RefSeq and is a predicted model, not a curated record. Gene Ontology annotation, molecular function: estradiol 17-beta-dehydrogenase [NAD(P)+] activity. NCBI's taxonomy places the organism in Eukaryota, Metazoa, Chordata, Lepidosauria, Squamata, Varanidae. The coding region runs from base 1 to 957 and encodes 318 amino acids. The transcript is spliced from 6 exons.
AUGACUCACAAAAUUGUACUGAUAACAGGUUGUUCAUCUGGCAUCGGGCUGGCUUUGGCUGUGAAACUAGCACAGGACAAACAGAGGAGAUUCAAAGUAAUUGCCACAAUGCGGAAUUUGGCCAAGAAGGAAAAGCUGGAAGCAGCUGCAGGGCCUGCUCUCAACAGGACACUGGAGAUCAAGCAGCUGGAUGUCUGCGAUGAGGAAUCCAUCUGCAGCUGCAUCAACAGCAUCCCCCAGCGGCAUGUCGACAUCCUCAUUAACAAUGCUGGUGUGGGCCUCAUUGGUCCUAUCGAGUGCCAGUCUAUUGAGAUGAUGAAGGCCAUCAUGGAGACCAACUUCUUUGGUGUGGUGCGGAUGAUUAAGGAGGUCCUCCCUGACAUGAAGAAACGGAAGAGUGGCCACAUUGUGGUAAUCAGCAGUGUCAUGGGUUUGCAAGGCAUUGUCUUCAACGACAUCUACACAGCCUCCAAAUUUGCCAUUGAGGGCUUCUGCGAAAGCCUCGUCAUCCAGGCUCUCAAGUUCAACAUCUUUGUCAGUUUGAUAGAGCCAGGCCCAGUCGUGACCGAAUUCGAGAUGAAGGUCUAUGAGGAUGCGGAAAAGGCCGACUACUCCCAGACAGAUCCUGAGACAGCUGAGAUAUUCACCAAGGUCUACCUGAAGAACUCCAAGGCCAUCUUCUCCAGCUUGGGCCAGACCCCUGAAGAUGUAGCAGAGCACACGCUGAAAGUCAUCACUACGGCCAGGCCGCCUUUCCGUCACCAGACUAACACCAUCUACACACCCAUGACGGCCCUCAAGCAUGCUGACCCCACGGGGGUCCUGAUGACCGACUCCUUCUAUAAGCUGGUCUUCCGAUACGAUACUCUUUUGCACGUCAGCUUGAAAGCCAUCCGGCUGAUCCGCUGGCAAGCCCGCAAAAUGAGGCAAGGUGCCAGGUUGCUGGGUUUCCGAUGA